Diabrotica balteata is the source of this 288-nucleotide messenger RNA. NCBI's taxonomy places the organism in Eukaryota, Metazoa, Arthropoda, Insecta, Coleoptera, Chrysomelidae. The record is from the annotation of a GenBank genome assembly.
AUGAAAGAAGAUCUUAGUCCUGCAUUGCCAAAAAUUAUCAAUGAUAUGAUAGAAAGUAUACAAAGUAGUGAAGGAAUAGUUGCGCACUAUGACGAUGAAGAUAAAGAUGAAAUAGAUGUAUAUGCAGAAUUAUCCGAGGAGGACGAUGAUAUUGAAGAAGAUAUUGAUGGCUCAUCAACUGGUAGUGCUGAUUCAGCACAGUGCAGAUAUUCUGUUGAAAAUUCUUAUAAUGAAGAGAAGGAACAGGCCUGCUUAUCUUUAAAAGAUAUAUGUGUAAAUACAGGGUAA